AUGUCGUACCCGAUUCUUCCAACCAACCUUCCUCCAGCAACACCGCAGAAACCCCUACCGGGAGCUUACCUGCAAACGCCAGCUGUGCCACGAAAUGACUUCAAAUCCCCUCCUCGACAGCAACAAGCGCAACAAGCGCAAUAUGCCCGCUCACCACCUCGGAAUCUCCCUCCCAAGCUUCCUCCGACCGCGACACCACCAAACCAGAACUUGAGUACGGAAGAACGAGCGGCGCGUACCAUCAAUGAGACCUUGAUCCAAGAAUCACGAUACCCGGAUCUGGAUAGUUAUCUGUCCCAGGGAUUCUCAUCUGAAUAUGACAUCCCAAUGACUUCGUCAUGGGCGCCGUUCCAAAAAGUCAAGAUGUACAAUAUUCCCGAUCAGAUCUUCGACCAGUACAAUCGUGCUCAGGUCUCAACAAGCAUGGGAUUGUUCGCCGAAUUGAACCACGCGUGGGUGGCCAUUGACAACGCGCUCUACUUGUGGGAUUUUACACACUCAAACCCUCAAUUGGUGGGAUUCGAAGACCAGCCAAACAGUAUCCACUCCGUGAAGCUGGUGAAGCCGCGCGCAGGAGUGUUUUUGCCCGCGAUCACUCACCUAUUAGUGGUCUCGACUACCGCAGAGGUUAUCUUGUUAGGUAUGGGUGUUGAUAAUCUACCAACAGGCAGCCGACAGGUUACAUUGUAUCAGACUGGGAUGGCAGUUUCAAUCAGAGGGUUGGACAUUGACGUUUUUGCUUCCUCGGACGCAACUGGCCGCAUUUUCUUUGGUGGCUCAUCGGACAACGAUGUGUAUGAAUUGACCUACCAACAGGAAGAGCGUUGGUUCCAGGGUCGUUGCGCAAAAAUCAACCACACUAGUUCUCGAUUAGCAGCAUUCAGACCUUCUCUCAGUCUGACAAAUCUUACUCAAAGAGCCAUGGAGCAUGUGGAACAGAUGGUAUUUGAUGACAGCCGGAAACUUUUGUACACCCUGUCAUCCAUUUCGACUAUUCGAGUGUUCCAUUUGAAGCCCGAUGGCACCUUGUCCCUGGCGAUCACCAAGCCGGCUUUGGAUAUUUACUCGAAUAUCGGACAUGUCAUUGCAUCUAACGAAACUCUGAAUCCUAAGGUGAAGAUCGUCGCUAUUAGCCCCGUCCCCGCAGCGGAAGCAUCUCGCUAUCACCUUGUUGCGACAACUGCUACGGGCUACCGUAUCUAUCUCAGUGCGACUAGUUCAUUCAGUUGGUCUCCCGCGAUGCUUGAGGUCAAUGCGCCUACAAGCAUGCAAGCUCAGCAUGUUAAGACCCCACCUGUCGACAAUAUCAGUGAUUUUGGGUUACGUGGAUUCCAGAAUGGUGCAGUCAAGUCACCAAUCCAGACCUUAGCACCUACCCGAUUAGCGGCGCGAUUCCCGCCUGGCUACUUCUUCUGUUUCACUUGCAAAGAUGCUACCCAGAAGGCGGAUACGCUCUUCAUCUCCUCCCCGGAUUCUGGUCGGGUUGCCAGAUCCCAAGAGAAUGUCCUCACAGGAAAGGCCGGAGAGACUGCCAUCUGGAUGAGUCUGGGCGGCCGAGCGGAGGACAUUGGUCUCUGCUCCCCACCCCCACCAUCAUCCCCGGGCUUUGGUAACGAGCUGGCUAUCCAAUUCGAUCAUCCGGCAGCUGAGAUUGCUGUCCUCACGAAUACUGGUAUUCAUGUCAUUCGCCGUCGACGCCUGGUAGACAUUUUUGCUUCACUGCCCCGUGGCGGAGGCAAUAGCGAAGAAGGCCUGGAUGGCGAGGCUAAAAACUUUAUUCGCACCUAUGGCCGUUCUGAAGCCCUUGCUACUGCCCUUGCGGUGGCUUGUGGACAAGGUGUUGAGAUCUCUUCAGACCAACGACUUACCCAGAUCAAUGAUCCUGAUGUGUUGGAGUUUGCCCGUAAAGUCUUCAUCGAGUAUGGUGGUCGCCCUGCAUUGAAUGAUAAUGCUGUCGCUGACGCCACCACUCCUCCCAUCGAUCUGGUUGAACCUUCACCCCGCCAUGCUGGUAUUUCGUUGUACAUUUCCCGCCUGCUGCGGUCAAUCUGGAAGAAGGAGAUCGCGAAGGUGGGCAAGGGUGCCAAUGGCGCGGUUACAGUCACUGCUUCUGUAGGCACUGCCAAGCUGCAGUCCAUUCAACAUGAUCUCUCCUCCCUCCAGAACUUCUUCAAGACAAACAAGAGUUUCAUCGAGGGACUGAGUGGACCCGAGGCUCUGGCCCGAGUUUCCACCAAGCAUGAAGAAAUUGCCCUUCAGGGUGAGCACCGUGCCUUGCACUCUAUCGUGCAGUUGGUGUCGCACACUAUCGAAGGAAUUUCUUUUGUCUUGGUACUUUUCGAUGAGCGAGUCGAUGAGAUCGUGGCUACUCUGCCUGAAGAGUCGAAGCACAAGUUCUUGAGGCUUACUUUCGAGGAGCUAUUCAGCACCAACAAGGGUAACGAAAUCGCUAAGGAGCUCGUUAAGAGUAUUGUGAACCGCAACAUCGCCAAGGGCUCCAACGUUGAGACUGUGGCCGAUGCUUUGCGACGCCGAUGCGGUAGCUUCUGCAGCGCAGAGGAUGUGGUCGUCUUCAAGGCUCAGGAGCUUCUCAAGCGGGCUACCGAGGCUGGUGCCAACACUGAAUUGGGUCGAAAUCUCCUCAAUGAGAGCUUGAACUUGUUCACACAAGUGGCUGAUAAUUUGCCUAUGGAUUACCUGGUCUCAGCAGUGGACAACUACAUUGCCAACCAGUUCUUUGCGGGUGCAAUUCAACUGGCCCACACAGUUGCUGCUCGUUCUGACAAGGCCAAUUUUGCCCUUUCCUGGAUGGAGGAGCGUUCUGAACAAGUAUCAACUCUCCCCCUAGAAUAUUACCUCGCGCACCCGCUCACAAAUGUACAGGACCCACGAAAAGUUCAUUACUACUUCCGCAAGCAAUGCUACGAUCUCGUUUUUAAGGUCAUUAUUGCUGUUGACACUCUGGCUGCCACAGACCCUGGCUUCAUUGAUGGACAAAUGACCCAGAUUGCUAAGCGCCAAAAUGAGGCUUAUGCUGUUAUCUCCGACUCUAAAGAUGAAGUCUUCUUGACUAGCCUUUACGACUGGUACCUGGAACAAGGCUGGAGCGAGCGUCUUUUGCAGACCCAGUCUGUAUUCGUGGUUACAUAUCUCGAAAAGAAAUCUACAUAUGACAUUGCUCAUGCCGAUCUGUUGUGGCGCUACUAUGCACAGUCCCAGCGGUUCUUUGAAGCCGCUAAGGUUCAAUUUCAGCUAGCACAGAGUGCAUUUACGCUCCCUCUCAGCGGGCGAAUUGAGUAUCUUGGCCGAGCCCGGACUAACGCCUCAACAAUCACACCGGAUGUGGGACGUCAAUCUCGACAGCGCCUUAUUCAGGAGAUCUCGACCCUGAUCGACGUGGCCAACAUUCAGGACGACCUUUUGCAGCGACUAAAGGAUGAUGAUCGGAUCACAUCGGAACGCAAGGGCGAAGUUCUGCGGGAUGUGGACGGACCGAUUAUGGAUAUUAGCACUCUCUACAACCAAUACGCCGACUCGGCUAGUUACUAUGACAUCUGCCUGCAGAUCUUUUUCCUGGCCGAUCACCGGAACGCAGCCGAUAUCAAGGCCACUUGGCACAACUUGAUCCAGGAUGUUCAUGCUACCACAUCGGCCCGGGGGUCCCCACAACCCUUCGAAGCCAUCGUCGAGAAAGUUCGCAGCCUUGGCAGUCGGCUCCGGAUGUCAGAGACGGUAUUUCCGGUUCGCGAACUGGUCCCCAUGCUGGAACGCUAUUGGAUUGAGCAUCAGCGCCACAUUGCCCCAUCUCACUGGGUUGUCGAUCUGUUUUUGGAUCUGGGCGUCGCACAUGAGUCGAUCUAUGCUGUGCUGGAAGCCAUCUGCUACACUGACGAGGCUCCAUUCCAAGGUCCCAAUCUCCGGUAUCCCUCAAUUGAUCUGCUCUAUCUGUUGAAUUCUUGGUUCGAUGAGACUAUGCGACUCGGCGGAAUGGUGUUUGGAUCGGACGUUGUUGCUAAUCGCAUUUCUGAGACUUUGCUCUCCCUGCAGCAGCAAUCCCACACUCCCGAAGUUAUGGAAGGAUGCCUGGAUCUUCGACGACGCAUUUCGGAUCUUCUACGCUAG
Penicillium malachiteum is the source of this 4122-nucleotide messenger RNA. RefSeq names its product putative non-repetitive nucleoporin. Gene Ontology annotation, cellular component: nuclear pore; nuclear pore inner ring. Lineage: Eukaryota; Fungi; Ascomycota; Eurotiomycetes; Eurotiales; Aspergillaceae. Gene Ontology annotation, molecular function: structural constituent of nuclear pore. The transcript is spliced from 4 exons. Gene Ontology annotation, biological process: RNA export from nucleus; protein localization to nuclear inner membrane; protein import into nucleus. The coding region runs from base 1 to 4122 and encodes 1373 amino acids. The record is from RefSeq and is a predicted model, not a curated record.